Messenger RNA from Cryptomeria japonica (Japanese cedar), 1668 nucleotides. Its product is annotated as putative leucine-rich repeat receptor-like serine/threonine-protein kinase At2g24130. The transcript has 3 exons. Gene Ontology annotation, molecular function: protein binding. Lineage: Eukaryota; Viridiplantae; Streptophyta; Pinopsida; Cupressales; Cupressaceae. The record is from RefSeq and is a predicted model, not a curated record. Bases 1 to 1668 code for a protein of 555 amino acids.
AUGCUUUCUCUGCUAGCGUUAUUCCUUUUAGCUUUCACACCUGUGAUAACUCAUACAUCACACAAAUCUUCUUCUUCUGAUCAAGAUGCACUUUUGGCUUUUAAUAAGGCGGUGCUAGUUGACCCGUAUAAAUCCUUGGACAAUUGGUCUCCCAAUCACACCCUCUGCAACUUGAUUGGUGUCGCCUGUUCUUCUCGCCUAGAGCGUGUAAAUUCCUUGAAUCUCACAGGUUUCUAUUCCACCGAGUUAGGAGACUGCCGCUCUUUACAAUCUCUUACUCUGUCUUAUAACAAUCUAACGGGCAGCAUUCUGCCCCAGCUUGGCCGUCUGUCAAAAUUACAUGGCGUCAUUCCUGUUGAAUUGGGUACGCUUACCCAGCUCAAACUUCUUUUUCUCGGCCUAAAUAACUUCACCGGACCAAUUCCUGCUACCCUUUCCAACUGUAGUCUUCUCCAAAAUUUGUCAUUACCGGACAACCUGUUGACAGGUGAUAUACCUUGGCAACUUGGCAAACUGUCAGAAUUGCAGGAACUUAUAUUAUGGGAAAACCAACUCACUGGAAAAGUCCCAAGCUCCCUCUCGAAUUGCACUCAACUUGAGCAGCUAGUGUUAGCCAUUAACGAACUAGAGGGUACGCUGCCCUUAGAGUUUGCUAAAUUGCUCCAGCUUAGGCGGUUUGAGGUAAGGGAGAAUCAUUUCGUGAGUGGAAGUAACCAUCUACCCAUUUUAACAGCCUUAGCUAAGUGCUCCAAAUUAAAUGUAUUAGAUUUGGCCUGGAAUAAUUUCACCGGGGUCAUUCCCUCUUCAGUAGGCCUGCUUUCAAAUAGUCUGUCUCUGUUUAUAAUGGGAUCAAAUGAGAUUGGAGGAAUUAUUCCAGAGGAGAUUAGCAAUCUCACAGAGUUGACAUUGCUAGAUUUAAGCAGCAACCUUUUCAUAGGGAAUAUACCAUCCACCCUGAGUAGACUACCCAAACUUGAAAGGUUAAAUCUGAAGAAAAACAAUUUAGAUGGGAGCAUCCCAAACGGUUUGGGUGAUGCAAAAAUGCUUGGUUUUUUAUCACUAAGUGAGAACAAGCUGUCAGGACAAAUUCCGGAUACUCUUUGCAACCUCACACAACUACGCUACGUCUAUCUUGAUCACAAUCAUUUGUCAGGAGAAAUCCCUGCUAUUUUAGGGAGAUGCCGAUCUCUGAUGCUGCUGGAUUUGGCUUACAACAAUCUAGCAGGCAACAUACCUCCAGAAGUUGCUGCUCUUCCAGAUCUCCAAUUCUAUUUUAACGUGUCCAGAAAUUUGUUACAAGGUUCUCUCUUAGACAUGAGCAAUAUGGUAAUGGUCCGGGCUAUAGAUGUAUCAAUGAACAAGUUCUCUAAUGGCAUUCCAGGUGCAAUCGCAAGCUGCAUCGCAUUAGAGUAUCUAAAUUUGUCUUGGAAUGCAAUUACAGGUCCAAUUCCUACCUCUCUUGCAAAACUGGUAAAUCUUCAAGUCAUGGAUCUUUCCUUCAAUAACUUGACAGGUACAAUACCAGGGAAUUUUAAAGAUAUGAAAAUGCUCCGGAAUAUCAAUCUGUCUUCAAGCAGGUUAACUGGAGAGGUCCCACAAGGAAGAGUUUUUGCAGAAUUGGAUGUCUCAGAACUUAUGAAUAGCCUUGGCUUUGUGGCACAUGGAUAA